This is a messenger RNA of Neltuma alba, 1122 nucleotides long. Its product is annotated as cyclin-dependent kinase C-2. Lineage: Eukaryota; Viridiplantae; Streptophyta; Magnoliopsida; Fabales; Fabaceae. Gene Ontology annotation, molecular function: RNA polymerase II CTD heptapeptide repeat kinase activity; ATP binding. Gene Ontology annotation, cellular component: nucleus; cyclin-dependent protein kinase holoenzyme complex. Gene Ontology annotation, biological process: positive regulation of transcription elongation by RNA polymerase II; protein phosphorylation. Bases 143 to 1093 code for a protein of 316 amino acids. The transcript has 11 exons. The record is from RefSeq and is a predicted model, not a curated record.
AUCCCAUUCCUUCCACACCAGUCCGCUAUCUCCUACGUUGCCUUUCUCGAAAGGCUCCGACUUUGUUUGAUUCCGACGCUAUCGCACUGCUGCUAGGUUUUCUUGAUUUUGAAUUCGAACACUGAUUUGGGGUUGAGGAGCAAUGGCUAUUGCGGCCCCUGGGCAGCUGAACCUUAACGAGUACCCUUCAUGGGGAUCCAGAAGUGUUGAUUGCUUCGAAAAGUUGGAGCAGAUUGGCGAGGGAACUUAUGGCCAAGUUUACAUGGCUAGAGAAAUCAGAACAGGUGAAAUUGUUGCUUUGAAGAAAAUAAGAAUGGACAAUGAGAGAGAGGGGUUUCCUAUUACUGCUAUUCGUGAAAUCAAAAUUCUGAAAAAAUUACACCAUGAAAAUGUUAUUAAGUUGAAGGAGAUAGUGACAUCACCAGGCCCUGAGAAAGAUGAGCAAGGGAAGCCAGAUGGAAACAAAUAUAAAGGUGGUAUUUAUAUGGUAUUCGAAUACAUGGACCAUGAUUUGACUGGUCUUGCUGAUCGACCUGGGAUGAGAUUUACAGUUCCCCAAAUCAAGUGUUACAUGAGACAGCUUUUGACGGGUCUUCAUUAUUGCCAUGUGAAUCAAGUACUUCAUCGUGAUAUAAAAGGAUCCAAUCUUCUUAUAGACAAUGAAGGCAAUCUGAAGCUUGCAGAUUUCGGACUUGCACGAUCAUUUUCUAAUGACCACAAUGCAAAUCUUACAAAUCGUGUGAUCACAUUAUGGUAUAGACCCCCAGAGCUGCUGCUGGGAACAACAAAGUAUGGACCUGCUGUUGAUAUGUGGUCUGUUGGAUGUAUUUUUGCUGAGCUUCUCCAUGGCAAGCCUAUCUUCCCUGGAAAAGAUGAGCCAGAACAACUAAACAAAAUUUUUGAGCUUUGUGGAGCACCAGAUGAAGUGAACUGGCCUGGGGUUUCUAAGUGUCCAUGGUAUAAUCAGUUCAAACCCACAAGACCAAUGAAAAGACGGCUGAGGGAAGUCUUCAGGCAUUUUGAUCGCCAUGCUUUAGAAUUGCUGGAGAGGAUGUUGACACUUGAUCCUGCUCAGGUACAUCGCCUAUCAUAGUUCUGAUCUGAUUUUGGAGCUUUAAAAGC